GUUGAGAUUAACAAAAUGGGUCGAAAUUUGUUAAUGAGUAGCCUUGAAAAUGCGUCAUUUAAUAUAUUAUUACAAAUUUUAUUUAGAUGUGUAACAUUUAUCAUUAACGCCUGGGUUAUUAGGAAUGUGGGGCAUGAAGUUAUUGGUAUUAUGAAUGUCAGAUUACUACUACUUGAAAGCACCAUUCUAUAUUUGAGUAGAGAGCCAUUCCAGCGUGCUUGUCUUGGUCAAAAUGGUGAAUUCAUGUGGUAUCAUGUCAUAAACCAAAUUUGGCUCUGUGUACCCCUCAGUUGUUUGUUGUCAUUUGUUUUUGUUUACAUAUGGCUGAAUAUAUUACCAUUAGGUCAUCCAGAGCAUGCCUUUCAGUAUGAGUUUGGCUGCUGGAGUGUUGCACUAUCAUGUAUAUUAGAACUAUGCUCUGCAAAUAUUGCUUUGGUUGCACAACUAUAUUGUUUUGUAAAGCUUAAAGUUGUUCUUGACACUUUACAUAUUUUUGUAAGAACAAUAUUAUUUUUGUCUAUUAUAAUCUAUGAUAAGUCACUAGCUCUUAUAGCUUUUUCAGUAGCUCAAGUUGGAAGUAUUACAUUUAUUGUUUUAGCCUAUUACUUAUUUUUCUAUUGGUACAUUAAAUACAAACCGCUCUAUGCUAAGGGUGCAUUAAAAAGUAAAUUACUUCCAUCUAAUAUUUUGGAGAGACUUUAUAACAAUAUGGAUGAUUUUAAAUUUACUUCUCUAAGAGAUUUUUUUCCUAAGUAUGUUGGCUCUAUAAACUCAUCAUUUAAUAGAAAAUUGAAUACACUUACUUUAAGUUUUGCCAAACAAGGAGUUGUCAAGCAAAUAUUAACAGAAGGAGAAAAAUAUGUUAUGUCAGUAAGUCCUGUUAUGACUUUUGCUGAACAAGCAAGUUACGAUGUUGUAAAUAAUUUAGGUAGUUUAGCUGCUAGAUUUGUUUUUCGACCCAUUGAGGAUAGCAGUUACUUUUAUUUUACUCAAAUGGUAAGCAGAGACUUGCCUUUAUAUAAACAGGAUCAAAAUAAAAUUCAAGAAUCUUGUACAGUUUUGUCACAAGUUUGUAAGAUUGUUAGUUCAAUUGGUUUAAUCGUUCUUGUUUUUGGAUUUAGUUACUCUCGGACUCUUCUUACUUUAUAUGGGGGAGAAGAAUUUGUUGCCAGUGGAUUACCAGUACAACUACUUCAGAGUCAUUGCUUAGCUAUCCUCCUAAUGGCUAUUAAUGGAAUUACUGAAUGUUACACUUUUGCAACUAUGACCAGUGCACAACUUAACAGUUAUAACUAUAUAAUGGUUUUCUUUUCAAUUAGCUUUCUAGUUCUUUCAUAUGUGUUGACAUAUGUUUUAGGACCAGUUGGAUUUAUUAUUUCAAAUUGUAUUAAUAUGUUUGCUAGAAUUAUGCAUAGUAUUCAUUUUAUAAAUAAUGAAACUAAAGAUACCGAUUAUAGGCCUCUUCAAGGGCUUUAUGUUGGAAAAUACUUUUUAAUUACUUUAUUUAUAGCUGGUUGUAUCUGUAAACUCUCUGAAAACAAUAUAUUUUAUAAAUCUAUUCUAACACAUAUAACAAUUGGGAUGUUAUGUUUGAUUGGUGUAUUGUUAUCUUGGGGAUAUGAAAAUAUGGAACUCAUUGUUAAGACAUACAAUAAGUUUAUGAGAAGUGAAGAAAAGAAAGCAACGGAUUAGCAAUUGUUUAUUGUUAAGCUUAUAACAUUUAAAUAAGAUUUGUAUUUAUUAUUUAAAUAAAAGUGUAUAAGAUAUGUUGCAUUUUA
Melitaea cinxia (Glanville fritillary) is the source of this 1778-nucleotide messenger RNA. Its product is annotated as protein RFT1 homolog. The record is from RefSeq and is a predicted model, not a curated record. Gene Ontology annotation, cellular component: endoplasmic reticulum membrane. The coding region runs from base 16 to 1692 and encodes 558 amino acids. NCBI's taxonomy places the organism in Eukaryota, Metazoa, Arthropoda, Insecta, Lepidoptera, Nymphalidae. The transcript has a single exon. Gene Ontology annotation, biological process: dolichol-linked oligosaccharide biosynthetic process; glycolipid translocation.